AUGAAGCUAUCCCCUUCUGUGUCCGGUGCUCUGGCACUUGCCCUUGUCCUUGUCCUGGCUGUCACUGCCGAGGAGGCUGAUCACCUCAUCCCGUACGGCUCGUACGUGGAGAGGCACUCGUUCCAGGCCCCGCUUGCUGACGGGAAGGUCCCGUUCUGGUCGCUCGGGGCUGGUGCACGGGUGGAGGACGGCGCCAAGGUCCGGCUGACGCCCGCACGUCAGUCGCGGCUGGGUUACUGCUGGAACGAUGCACCGACGACGCUGACCGAUUGGGAGGUGACUAUCUCGUUCCAGGUCACGGGCCAGCCCGCUCUGGGUGGUGAUGGUUUUGCUCUGUGGUUCACCUCCAAGGCUGGCAUGAUGGGCCCGGUCUAUGGCGGCAUGGACUACUGGGACGGCCUCGGCAUCUUCUUUGACACCUUUAACAACGAUGGCUCCGGGGCGCACCCGGCCAUUGUGGCGGUGAUGAACGACGGCUCGCUCUCCUACGACCAGGCUACCGAUGGCGCGUCGCAGGCUCUGGCCUCGUGCCAGGCCUCGUUCCGCAAUCUGGACUACCCGUCGCAGGUCCGCGUCAUCUACCAGUACGGCACCCUCUCGCUCUCGCACGAUGUGGCCUCGAACGGCAACUGGGUCGAGUGCUUCUCGGUCCAGAACGUCGAGCUCGGCAUCGACAAGUACUUUGGCCUUACCGCCGGCACCGGCGACCUUGCCGACAACCACGACGUGUUCUCGUUCAACACCCGGAGCCUCACCCCGGCCAACGUCGACCUUGACGCCAUCCGGUCCCGCUUCAAGUCCAAGCACGACCACUACAACAUGGCGGCCGGCUCGUCGCAGCCGAUGGCCCAGGACACCUUCCAGAAUGAGGUCCUCAAGAUGCUCCACCAGAUCCAGUCGACCGCCAACGUCAUCGAGUCCAACGCCGUCUCGCUGAAGAACGCCAUGGAGGGCGGCAUGCCGCGCCGUGGCAUGCCCGACCGCGUCCCGGCCUCUGGCGGCUCGGUCGACGGUAUCGCUCGCCAGCUCAACGACCUCGCGUCGCGCCUCUCCGAGGCCAUCUCGUCGCGGACCUCGCCGUCGCUCGUCCGCAUCUCGGACACGCUCUCCGCCGUCCAAUCGGCCGUCUCGAACCUCCACGCCCGCUCCUCCAGCUCCGCCACCGGCGGCUCGGCUGAUGCCGGCGCCAUUGCCUCCACCGUUCGCUCCGAGGUCAACGCCGCCAUCCGCGACCUGCCGACCUCGGCCGCCCUCGCCCGCAUCGUUGCCGAGGCCGUCGCCGACGGCGCCGGCGCCAACAGCGGCGGUGGCGGUUGGCUCUUCGCCAUCGCCAUGUUCAUCGCCGGCCUGCUCGCCGGCUGGGGCGUCUCUGCCUUUGUUGCCAAGUCGUCGCGCUCUGCCUACAAGCUUCCGUAG
Thecamonas trahens ATCC 50062 is the source of this 1416-nucleotide messenger RNA. RefSeq names its product ERGIC-53 protein. Gene Ontology annotation, cellular component: endoplasmic reticulum-Golgi intermediate compartment; endoplasmic reticulum membrane; COPII-coated ER to Golgi transport vesicle. NCBI's taxonomy places the organism in Eukaryota, Apusomonadida, Apusomonadidae. Bases 1 to 1416 code for a protein of 471 amino acids. The transcript has 2 exons. Gene Ontology annotation, molecular function: D-mannose binding. The record is from RefSeq and is a predicted model, not a curated record. Gene Ontology annotation, biological process: Golgi organization; endoplasmic reticulum to Golgi vesicle-mediated transport; endoplasmic reticulum organization.